Messenger RNA from Exophiala spinifera, 504 nucleotides. RefSeq names its product ribosomal protein S16. The transcript has 2 exons. The record is from RefSeq and is a predicted model, not a curated record. Gene Ontology annotation, biological process: mitochondrial translation. Bases 1 to 504 code for a protein of 167 amino acids. Gene Ontology annotation, cellular component: mitochondrial small ribosomal subunit; ribosome. Lineage: Eukaryota; Fungi; Ascomycota; Eurotiomycetes; Chaetothyriales; Herpotrichiellaceae. Gene Ontology annotation, molecular function: structural constituent of ribosome.
AUGGUUCUCCGAAUCCGUCUCGCCCGCUUCGGCACCAAACGCGCACCGGUCUACAACAUCGUCCUCGCCCAGGCAAAAUCGGCACGGGGCAAGAAGCCAAUCGAAGUCCUAGGCACAUACGACCCGAUCCCUCGCCUGCCCCUCGCGACGCCCGACACGCCCGAGUACCUCCCGGACGGGACCAAGUUCGUGCCGCGGCGGUACAAGGAUAUCAAGCUCGACACGAGCCGGACAAAGUACUGGUUGGGCGUGGGUGCGCAGCCGACGGAGCCAGUGGUCAAAUUAUUGAGCAUGAUCGGGCUGAUCGAACCUAAACCAUCUUCACCGCUACCGAGAACGACACAACAGCAACAACAACAACAACAACAACAACAACAACAACAACAACAACAACAACAACAACAACGAGAGACGUCCUCAACCUCAACCUCAACCUCAACCUCACCUGCAGAAUCUAUACCCACGCAGCAGCGGCAACAAAAACCCACGACAGCAACAGCAUAG